Messenger RNA from Patiria miniata (bat star), 1006 nucleotides. Its product is annotated as proline-rich transmembrane protein 1-like. The transcript is spliced from 4 exons. The coding region runs from base 105 to 551 and encodes 148 amino acids. NCBI's taxonomy places the organism in Eukaryota, Metazoa, Echinodermata, Asteroidea, Valvatida, Asterinidae. The record is from RefSeq and is a predicted model, not a curated record. Gene Ontology annotation, cellular component: membrane.
UACGGUGUUUAAUCACGCGCCAAAAUUUUACUUUGGUAUAAGCAAAACGAAUAUUGCUUCUCCGAAUUUGAGCACUGAGCAAGGUUGAAUCUUUCAGAAUCGUCAUGUCCACAGAAUAUAAACAGUUCCAGAAUGAGGGUGAGGAUGAUCACGCGGCCAGCUAUCCGCUCAGCCAGCCCCAGCCUGCCCAGGGCUACGCCCCGCCCCCGCCCCAGUACCCCAACUAUCCUCCUGGAGGCACGAUGAUGCAGACAGUCGUGCCUCAACCUCAAACCAUCAUAUCCACUUCCCACGUGUGCCAGCCUAACGAUUACUUCGGAUUGGCACUCUUUGUGACCAUCUGUUGCUGCCUGCCGCUCGGCAUUGUGGGAUUGAUCAAGGCCAAUGACGUGCGCAACCGUUUCCAGGUUGGGGACGUCGCCGGCGCGGAGCAAGCCUCCAAGGAAGCCAAGAUGUACUCCUUCUGGGGGCUUGGCAUCGGCAUCGGCAUACUGGUGGCAGCCAUUAUUGUUACCAUUGUCCUGCUGGUCGUCGUGUUUAACAGUGUGUGAGUUUGCAGUGGGAUCAAUAUAGACCUUAUUCACGAGUAAGCCAUUUUUGGAUCGUGUUCCCUGAAUCUAUUUUAUGGGUUGUGAAUUGUUGAACUGGAUGGUGCCAGACUAUUUUAUGAUUAGAGUGCAUUCCAAGCCUCACUUUCAAUUUUCGACCGUGUUCCCUGAAUAUAUUGUAUGAGUUGUGAAUUGUUGAACGGGAUGGUGCCAGACUAUUUUAUGAUUGGAGUGCAUUCCUAUAGCCUCACUUUCACUUUUCGAUCGUGUUCCCUGAAUCUAUUUCAUGGGUUGUGAAUUGUUGAACUGGAUGGUGCCAGACUAUUUUAUGAUUAGAGUGCAUUCCAAGCCUCACUUUCAAUUUUCGACCGUGUUCCCUGAAUCUAUGGUAUGGGUUGUGAAUUGUUGAGCGGGAUGGUGCCAGACUAUUUCAUGUUUAGAGUGCCUUCCAAGCCUCA